This is a messenger RNA of Engraulis encrasicolus (European anchovy), 1792 nucleotides long. Its product is annotated as zinc finger protein 37 homolog. Gene Ontology annotation, molecular function: DNA-binding transcription factor activity, RNA polymerase II-specific; RNA polymerase II cis-regulatory region sequence-specific DNA binding. Lineage: Eukaryota; Metazoa; Chordata; Actinopteri; Clupeiformes; Engraulidae. The record is from RefSeq and is a predicted model, not a curated record. The transcript is spliced from 4 exons. The coding region runs from base 65 to 1012 and encodes 315 amino acids. Gene Ontology annotation, biological process: regulation of transcription by RNA polymerase II.
ACAGCAGAAUGGUAAUGAAGAAGAGGGGGGAGGAAUACAAGGAGAGGAGGAGGAAGGAGAAAGGAUGCAGGAAGAGGAAGAGGGAAGAGUGGAGGGGGAGGAGGAAGAGAAGGAAGGAAAACGCAGCUUUAGGAAGAGGAAGAUAAGAAGAAUGAGCAGUGAGGAAGAGAAUGAGGAGGAAGAGGAGGAGAAGUCAUAUCAGGACAAGACCAAAAGAAAGAAAGUAAAGAAGAAAACGGAGGAGAGCGAUGACGACUGGAUGCCUGAGGAUGGAGUCUUGCCCGAGUUGGACCGCCCCUCCUCCUGCUCCGAGGAGUACGAGGAUGAUGAUGAUGAUGAGGAACAACCGCGUGAGCUGUGCAGCGACUGCGGUAAAAUGUUCCGGAGUCGACCGAGCAAACCGCACGUCUGCCUCCACAAAACCAAAUCAACAAUGUGCCAAAUAUGCGGCAAAGCAGUGCUGAACGCACAGGGUCUCCGCCUACACAUCGCCCAUUUCCACCACAAACGGCCGCAGUGCAAAUUCUGCUUCAAGCAGUUCAGGUACGUUCAGGAGAAGUUUGAUCAUGAGGAGACUCAUCAGGGAGAGAAACUGAAGUUCUACUGCUCAGAAUGCCCCGAGCGAUUCCGUACCCGCCAGAGUCGGAGUGCUCACAGGAAAACGCACUGGACGCAUGGCAGGUACAUUUGUGAGGUCUGCGAUAAGGUAUUUAAGGACAUAAAUCAUCUAAAAAGACACAAGCUGGUUCACUCUGGAAAGAAGCCUUUCACAUGCAAAGUGUGUGACCGUUCGUUCAACCAAGACGGCCACCUGAAGUCACACAUGCGCAUGCACACGGGAGAGAGACCCUUCAAGUGCCCGCAGUGUGAGAGGAGCUUCAACCACAACGUCAGCCUCAAGAACCACCUCCAGCGACACCAUGGAGCCAAGACUGGCCCAGCUCAACAGGAGACUUCCGGGACGCAGCAGGAGGGUUCUAGAACUGACCAAAGUUCCGGAACAUCGGAGUAGACUUUGCAGAUCAGAACUGAGAAGAGACACUAGCGAUUACUCACCAACUUGUUCUAGAACUGAAACCGAUAUGAAAAAUCUUGAAGAUGGAGGAUUCAGUCAAAUGUUCUGGAACAUAAGACUGGAUGUUGUUAAACUUUGAGAUUUAAUAGUCUCAGUGUAUCAAUAUUUUUUUCUCAUGUGCCAUGAGUGGCUUAGCACAGACUCCACUGGGUGGAUUCCAAUUGGCGGACUCGCGUCCUCUGUCUAUGCCUCUGGCCUCGCAUUUUGCUGAUACGCUGCCUCAGUGGAGAAAACAAGUUUCCCCGCUGUCAGCCUAGCCACAACAACUUUUGGGGGACUCUUAAUUCACCAUCAUCUCAUUGCAAAUUGCACUUUUGCAAGAUAUUUAAUUAGACUUCUGUCGUCAGUGAUGUCAGCACGAGACCACAAGCAGGAAAGUGAGUAAGGGAGGACGGGAGUCAGGAUAUUGGAAUUCACCCAGCGAGUUUCAGUAACAGAGAGCUUUGGUUUAGGCUCUCAACCUUUUUGAAACAAACACCCGCUUGACCUAAUCAUAAGCCUCCCUACGCCCCCUUGACCUCAUCAUAAACCUCCCAAGGCCCAGGUGACCUCAUCAUAAACCUCCCAACCUCAUCAUAGGCCUGCCAAUGCCCCCUUUAGUAUUAAAAAAUAAAAUUCUAUUGCCCCCCAAUGGUAACUGAGUACACCCUCCUUUUGUCUGUUCCUGUCAUUGAACUGGCUCUCCAGCUUUUGUAUAAAAUACUGCAUUACGACCUC